AUGAGCAGCGCAGCAGCUUCUUCUCAACUGAAGUCUAAAGGAAGCCUACCCCAGGUUCUUUCACCAGUGAAACUUCAUUCUACCCUAGGUGCUCAAUCUCCAGGACACAACAGUAUCAGGGUACUUACAAAUGCUGAAAUGAGCAGCUUUGGUUUGAAUCCUGAAGAUACGAUGCCUUUUACACCAGAAGCCAGCCAAACAUCUUGCAGACUCCUGCUGAACAGUACUCAAAUCACAGACAGCCCAAGAAUGAAUGCAACAUCUCAGGUUUCUGAACGAAGCUUGCAUGUCUCUAAUCUCUCUCCUAUUUCUCUUGAAAAGAAUGAUAGAGCAUCAACCCGUUUUUUAGAUGAAAAUGUGCAACCAAGAAUGGAAUGGAUGAGCAAAGCUGUCACACAAUCUCUGUUUCCGCCACUGAAAAGGAAAGUACUUGUAGAUGGGACAGAACAAAGUGAACAGGAGAAAACUGUGUCUAUUAAAGUGCCUGUUUCAAAGAGGUGCAGCUUCCAAACUAGUAUGUCUGAUGAUCCUCCUCUGAUGAUGAAACCAGAGAUCAGCAAACAUCUCAGGCGCUCUCCUGGCCAGAUGUGUAUUUUGGAAAAUGGGCCAAAGGUGGCAAAGAGCAGGUUACCCCUCUCUGUCAAAUACUUUGGUCCUUCUCUCAACAGUGACCAGAUAACUGAAACAUUAGGCAGCAAAACUGCAAAGUCUUCAAAAGGUUCUGAUGUCCCUAGAAAGGAAGCUGUUAAGAACACUGCAAAUGUACAAAGCCCUGUACACCCUCAUGGAACUCCUGUUAGGGAUACUAGCUACUCAUCUACGGAUGGCCAUGAUGAGAACCUGAAAGAGUUGUGGGGGACAUUCAGUGAAAGCCAAGUGGUUCAACCUUUUGGCAAUGUGAGGCCAACGUCUGAUGGUUCUUCAACCAUGGAUCUCUGCUGUGAAAACAGGGGGAGCCGUGGCCAUGUGAGAGAACAGUGGAGGACCUCUUCCAAAGGAGGCUCUUCUGGAGAGAGCAGUGCCAUCAGUGUGGCAGUCAGGGUUAGGCCACUGACCCAAAGAGAACAGCAAGAUGGAACAAAAUGUGUUGUGUCCCUUUCUGGAAAGGAAAUACUGAUGCAUCAUCCUCAUACAAACAGGCAGCUGACUUUCUCCUAUGACUAUUGCUUUGGGUCUCAGAAUCCAGAGGAUAAGGGAUAUGCCAGUCAAGAAGUGGUGUACUGUCUGUUGGCCCAGCCACUUCUAGACAAAGUCUUUGAAGGUUACAAUACUUGUUUAUUUGCUUAUGGACAAACUGGAUCUGGGAAAUCUUACACAAUGACCGGCUAUGCUGAUGAGGUGGGCAUAAUUCCACGAUUUUGCAAGGAAAUAUUCUGGAAAGUAAAUCUGACUCAACAAGAGGAGGUGAAACAUCGCAUUGAGCUGAGUUACUUUGAGGUAUACAAUGAGCGGAUACAUGAUCUCUUAACAUCCUCCAAAGAUGCUAACGCCAAGAAGAAAGCUCUGAAAGUACGAGAACAUCCAAUCCUUGGUCCUUAUGUAACUGGCCUUUCUACGUAAGUAUGUGGUUGGCUCUUUGCAGAUGUGCAGACCUGGCUGGAACUUGGAAACAAGCAGCGAGCCACAGCAGCCACUAGCAUGAAUGAGAGAAGCUCCCGCUCUCACUCUGUGUUCAAACUGGUCGUGGCUCAGACGAAGAGGGAACACCUGGAGGGAGAAGCACAUGACCACAUGAUGGUGAGCCACGUGAAUUUGGUGGACCUCUCGGGAAGUGAGCGCUGCAAUCUGGCACAAACCAGUGGGCUGAGAACGCAGGAAGGUGCUAGUAUCAACAAGUCCCUGCUCACUCUCAGGAAGGUGAUCUCUGCACUAUCUGAAAUGUCCCAAUUCAAGAGAAAGUGCUUCAUCCCUUACAGAGACUCUGUCUUAACCUGGCUUUUGAAGGAGAGCCUGGGUGGUAACUCUAAGACAGCCAUGAUAGCCACCAUCAGCCCAACCGCUGCACACGUCGAGGAAACCUUGAGCAUGCUGCGCUACGCCAGUCAAGCUCGCAGCAUCGUUAAUGUGGCCACGGUCAAUGAGGAUUCCAAUGCAGUGCUGAUCAGAGAGCUGAAAGCUGAGAUUGAGAAGCUGAGAGCUGCCCAGCAGUGCAGUCAAGGGAUUGAUGUGCUGAAAUAUGAAGCUAGUCUCCAAGAAAUCCAGUAUCUGAAAGAACAACUUGCUGAUCGGGAAAGAGAACUGGCAGAAUCACAGAAGUCCUGGCAGGAGAAGCUGGCUUUAGCAGAACAACACAAGAUGGAAGAGGAGCAAGAACUGCAGAAAGCAGGAGUGUGCUUUAAAGUUGACAACUGUCUGCCAAACCUGGUAAAUCUAAACGAAGACCCACAGCUCUCGGAGAUGCUUCUCUAUAUCCUCAAAGAGGGAGAAACCAGAGUGGGGAGUCUUCAUCCAGACUCUGAGCAUGACAUCCAGCUGACAGGCGCACUCAUUUCAGUGGACCACUGUGUCAUCACCAAUGUGCAAGGAGUGGUCACCUUAAGUCCUAUCCCAGAUGCCAGGACCUUUGUGAAUGGAAACCUCCUAGUUGAGGCAGUCACCCUACACCAUGGGGACAGAGUGAUUCUUGGUGGGAACCAUUACUUCAGAUUCAAUCACCCAAUGGAGGUCAAGAAUGGGCGCUGUGCCUCUUUGAUGCCAGCAGGGGGAGCUGAUGGGCUGAGGGACUUUGAAUUUGCUAAAAAUGAGCUAGUUGAAGCUCAGAAGCAGAGAAUUGAAAGGGAGGUAGAGGAAGCCAGACUGCAGGCACAGAAGGAAAUGAUGGAAGAGCUUCAGAUGGCCAAGGAGCUGGCUCAGCAGGAGCUAUGGGCUCAAAGGAGACUUUAUGAGGAUCGCAUCGAACAGCUGGAAGAACAGCUGGCUCAGGAUACCUAGCAAAAACGCAGCAAGUUCCUGGACCUCCUUGAGCAGGAAAAAGAGAAGCUGGCUCAGGAGAUGGAGCUGCUACAGCAGACGUGUGCCACCAAAGAGCAGGAAAGGAAGAUUGUGUCUGCUGAGAGUAAGUGGUAUGACCUACCAGCUAUGAAUGGAGAACCCACAACUGUGUGCAUCCGAGUCACCAACACAAAAUUGGGAAUCUGCACUCUGUGGAAUCUAGAAAAAUUUGAGGAGAGGCUUGUCUCAAUGAGAGAAAUGUAUCAGGGAUCCUAUGAUGGCAACGGAGAUAGCCUCUUUUAUGAUCUGACUGGUACCUGGGAAGCAGUUGUGAAACCUCCAUCACCUAACAGGGGCAGGAGUCCUCUCAGCCGUCAGACAUCAGGAAAGCUACUGGGGAAAGUGCCUCUGGACGCUCCCAUUCAAAAUGCCAGCUGUGCUGCUGUCUGCAAACUGCUGAUCGAUUCAGCAAUGGAGGCUCUUGGAAAGGAGGAGGAAUCUGGCAGCCUCCUCUUAAAGAUGCUGCUGGAUCUGAAAGCAGUACUAGACUCCAGUGCAGCCAUUGCUCAAGCCUGUGAACAGUGUGUCUACAGCACUGCUAUGGUGUCUGAUGAUCGCAGCAUCCAGCCCCACUGCAUCAAGGUUUCCUCCGCAAUAGAUCAGCUAGCAGUCUGUGUCAGGCUUUUGGAGACCUGUGUUCCUUGAUCUGGUGCUCUGAAGGACCAUCUAGAGGCUGAAGUGAAGAAGCUUGGUGGGAAUGUUGCCUUCCUGCUGAACGGCUGUGAAUGUGAAAUUACAUCCAUGAUCCUGGAAUCCAAGGAGCAAAUUGAGCCGUCAGUGAUCGCUGUUGCUAGUUGGCUUGGCCAGCUAAUGGUUGCUGUGGGGCCGGAAGCCAAUCUUGAACGAACUGAGUUCCUCCCAACCAAUGUGACUGAGGCAGUCACUGGAGGGGCAGAGAGCUAUAUUGAUAUGCAGAUUGAUAAGAACACAGAGGAACUCCUGGACCUGCAGCGCCAGAACUUGUCUUCAGGAAAGCAGCUGGCAGAGGAAGUCAGAAGACAGCUCCUCUCAGUUGGAAGCUCUCUGCAGUGUUUUAUAGAGAAAUGCAAAAUAUUCUGGAGGGAAUUUGAAUCUUUCAAAAAACAGAAGUCAGAAAAACCUCCAAGUCUGAGUUUCCAAGAGCGUCUUUCCUGUUAUAAAACUUUAAGCUGUGACUUGAAUGCUCUCCAGGUGGCUUGGAAACAGGCCUCUACAAUUGCUUUGCAGUGUCUGAAAGCAGACCAGGACCCAGACCUAGCAAAGCUGAAGCAAGCCACAGAGACCUUCUCCAAAACUGCUGUGCUGCUUGCCAAGACUUUUGAUGCUUUGUGCAGCACUGCUCAUGCCGAAUCUCCUCAUCAGUCAGUUUACCAACUGGCAGUGGUGACUAAGCAGACCGAAGCAGCUGCCUCCCAGAUCCAUUCUUCUGCUAGAGAUUUAUUGCAACUAGCACAGAGACUGGGGUCUGAUAAUUGCCUUCGUUCCGGGAUGGACGCCCUGAAGAACAAAAGGCAGUUGCCCAUGAAUCCAGGGCCUGACUCAAGCAUUCACUUACGGGGGAGGAGUGGGAACUAUGUGUGUGUUGCUGUAGCAAAGCUGAAUCGAGCAUUAAUCAAAAGAGAACCUCUCCCUUGA
This is a messenger RNA of Emys orbicularis (European pond turtle), 4605 nucleotides long. RefSeq names its product kinesin-like protein KIF14. The transcript has 27 exons. Gene Ontology annotation, molecular function: microtubule motor activity; ATP binding; microtubule binding. NCBI's taxonomy places the organism in Eukaryota, Metazoa, Chordata, Testudines, Emydidae. Gene Ontology annotation, biological process: microtubule-based movement. The record is from RefSeq and is a predicted model, not a curated record.